UCCAAAUCUUCCUACCUAGAUACACACGCUUAGUUCUCCAAAAUCGGGAGAGUGAGUUUUCCUGCCGAGCGCGUGAUUAUCUUCACUUCCUAGCUGCUUUGAAGAGCAAGCCUUGCUAAGCGCUCAAUUGCGGUUAUUUCAAGGACCUCAUAAUGGCUGUUUUGAAAACGUGCUGCUUCUACAAUUCUGUGAGAGAUGGAAGUUUUGCAUGUGGGAUAUAUACAAUGAUAUUUUAUACACUGGUGGUUACAGUCGGCACUUUUCAUCUAGAUCCUAGUAUAGAAAAUAAAGUGCUUUUUGCUUUCGGUUUGACAGCUCUUUGCCUUUCUGGAAUGUGUGUAAUGUCUUCAGCUUUACUACUGGUUGGUCUCUGUGCAGAUAACCGGACAUUUCUAAUACCAUGGCUAGUCUGCAUCUCCAUGACAACGUUACUGGAUAUCUUCUUAUCCUUCUACUUUAUUGCGGAAGACAGUGAAGAUCCUUUUCUCGCUAUUUUAUUUGUUACAGAUUUCUUGAUAUGUGGACUAAAUAUAUACUGCCUACUGGUUGUUAUAUCGCAGUACCAGGAGUAUGCAGCUGGAAGAGGCAGACCAGAAGACUGCAUAAGAAUGGAGCCUCAACCUGAAGUUCGCUGCAUGAGAUUUAACUGGCCUUCAUUCCAAGUGCUAAAUCAAGAGCAGCUAGAAGCUACCGAAGCGGCAGCUAAAGCCGAAUCACAAACGGACGCUUUCCUUAAUGUGCCAGGACAGAGUUCGACAAGGAUUGAAUGCCACAAUUCCCAUGACUCAGUCGGUUCCACCGCUAGUACGAGACUCAUUGUGGAAAUAUGCCGUAACGAUUCAUUCAGUGAAAAUACCCCUAGCGUUCGUUCAGCUGAAACGGAGGAAUUACCAGGUGGUGUCUGAAUAGAGGAAAAUGAAAUCCCUGUCGGGCAGCAAUAGAUUAACAGCAUUGCACAAUCUAUAUCACAUCCAGUGAUUGAAGGACUUGACAUCUUUCAAGUGAUAUCUUUGAGCUAAUAAUGUUUUCUUCCGGAUUACAUGGUUUCAGUAUUUUCGGAAAAACUCGAUAUGUAACUGCUUUCCUUAAUGGAAUUUCCCUUUGUCUGUCAUUAUGAUCAGAGUUGCAUUGAUUUUGAUACAUUGAUGAAUCCCUUUGAAGGAGAAUUUCUUGUAAAUGAUUUUGCAAUUAAUAAAUAUUCACUUUUUUAAUAUAUAUAUAUUCAAAUCCGUUCAAGUACCAAGCAUUCUAAUGAAGAAAAUAGCAAUGUGAGAAUGUGCUCCCAGUAUUUUAUAUUUGUUUUUACUAGUUAUAAGUUAGCAUUUUGAAACUUAUUCUAUAAAUCUUUUAUGUAAAAUAAUUAAGAUAAAAUAAAAGUACUUUUGGUACAUAA
Molecule: messenger RNA, 1393 nt
Organism: Stegodyphus dumicola
Lineage: Eukaryota; Metazoa; Arthropoda; Arachnida; Araneae; Eresidae
Source: RefSeq, a predicted model, not a curated record